AUGUACCUCAGUCCAGGACGAACUGCAUCAUCCACGUGGGAGCCCUCGGGUCAACGACUGCACGGGUUCCUGCAGUGGCCUCUUGUCAAGCCGUGGACGCUGUCACGAGACGAUGUGAGACUGGUGGCGCAGGAGCUCAUCGCUGGCAUACACGACACACAUACGUUGAGCCAUUGCCAAACACCAUCCACCAUGCUCCCCACCACAAAACUGGCCGACGCGCCUGUAGUGCCCAUACUGUUUCUGGGUGAUUCGGGCGUGGGCAAGUCGACGCUACUUUCCCGCCUCUCUGUUGGUUCCGACUCCAAGAAACCACUCCCUCAACUUCGAGACCUCGACCAGCCGUACGUCUUCAACAUCAAGCUUUACAACAGGUCGUACCGAUUCGAGCUGUACGAUACUGCUUCGCCAACAAGCUACACCCUGCUUCGCCCCGCCGUCCUCGUUCUGUGCUUCAACAUUGGCGAUCCAGCCUCUCUUGAUAGCUUACACACUACCUGGAAACGCAUUGUGGAGGAGCACUUCAAUUACGACGAGUCGCUGCCGGUGAUAGUCUUGGGUCUGCAACGGGACAUACGGACCAAAGAAGACUAUGGUGGCCAAGUUCGGACGAUGGCUGCGGACGCUGAGAGCGGGGCAGACACAGCUGCGCUCAAUGGCAGAACGUUCGUAUAUCCACAAGAAGGGCUAAGAGUCGCCCAGGAGAUGAGGACGGAUCGAUACUGCGAGUGCUCAGCCUUGACUGGCGAGCUCUGCAGGGAAGUGAUUGAAGACAUCAGCAAGACGGCAGCAUUGACAACGACAGACAAGGGUGGGAGAACGGAAUACCAAUGCGCUGUGAUGUGA
Molecule: messenger RNA, 846 nt
Organism: Fulvia fulva
Lineage: Eukaryota; Fungi; Ascomycota; Dothideomycetes; Mycosphaerellales; Mycosphaerellaceae
Product: GTP-binding protein rhoA
Exons: 2
Coding region: 1-846 (281 amino acids)
Biological process (GO): small GTPase-mediated signal transduction
Molecular function (GO): GTP binding; GTPase activity
Source: RefSeq, a predicted model, not a curated record